Messenger RNA from Pistacia vera, 1056 nucleotides. RefSeq lists its product as uncharacterized. NCBI's taxonomy places the organism in Eukaryota, Viridiplantae, Streptophyta, Magnoliopsida, Sapindales, Anacardiaceae. The coding region runs from base 1 to 1056 and encodes 351 amino acids. The transcript has a single exon. The record is from RefSeq and is a predicted model, not a curated record.
AUGGUAGCCAGGAAACCUUUCUCACAAGAAGUAGUGAAACUUUGGAACGAAUGGGAAAUUCGAGUGAUUGUUUUAUUGAGCCUCUUCUUACAAAUCAUCCUUGUCAUAUUUGGUUCCAGACGCAAAUAUACCAGAAAUAUUCAGAUAUUUCUCUUUGUUUGGUUAGCAUACUUGACAGCAGACUGGGUGGCAACAUUUGCUCUGGGAAACCUUGCUCGCAACCAAGUAGAUCAUGACAGUAUGUCUUUCCAAUCAAACAAUAUGCUACAGGCAUUGUGGGCGCCAUUUCUUCUCUUGCACGUUGGUGGCCCAGAUACUAUCACGGCGUACUUUUUAGAAGACAAUGAGUUGUGGUUAAGGCACUUUCUUGGACUUGUCAUCCAAGUUCUACUAGCAAUCUAUGUCAUGAUACGGUCUUGGAACAACAAUACCGCGCUCAGAUUUAUAGCCAUUCCAAUGUUUAUCAUCGGUAUUGUAAAGUGUGGAGAGAGGUGUUUGGUGCUUUGGUUUUCAAGCGCUCAGCAACUUAAAAAUUCUUUGCGCUCAUCUCAUGACACUGGCCCAGAUUUUGCUAAAGCACUGGAACUUAUCCACCGUGGUGUUGAAGUAGAUGUACCCGAUGAUGGACAGGAUAACUCAGACCAAAAGAACGAUCAUUAUCUUGUAAUGGCUGAUUUAUUGUUCCAAAGAUUUAGUUGUCUCUUCGCAGACCUAAUUCUUGAUCAUUAUGAACGAAAAAAGAGCUACUCCCUCAUUCCCAAAGAGUCAGCAAAAGAUGCCUGCAAAUUGGUAGCGAUUGAGCUUGGAUUCAUGUAUGAUGUGCUCUACACCAAGGCAAGCACAAUUUAUUCCGGAUUCGGCAUCUUUCUUCGAUGCUUCUGCUUCUUCUCCCAUGUUUCUGUAUCAGUUGUCUUCUUAAUCAUCAUCUUCAUUACGGAAAAGCAUGCCUAUACGCUGAUCGACAUCUCCAUAACUUCUGUACUCCUAAUUGGGGCUAUUUUUCUGGAGAUUUAUGCAUUCAUCAUACUUCUUUUUUACGACUGGACGAAGCUUUGA